Mus pahari (shrew mouse) is the source of this 1434-nucleotide messenger RNA. RefSeq names its product transcription factor Dp-2-like. Gene Ontology annotation, cellular component: nucleus; transcription regulator complex. NCBI's taxonomy places the organism in Eukaryota, Metazoa, Chordata, Mammalia, Rodentia, Muridae. Gene Ontology annotation, biological process: regulation of transcription by RNA polymerase II; regulation of cell cycle. Bases 27 to 1262 code for a protein of 411 amino acids. The transcript has 2 exons. Gene Ontology annotation, molecular function: RNA polymerase II transcription regulatory region sequence-specific DNA binding; DNA-binding transcription factor activity, RNA polymerase II-specific. The record is from RefSeq and is a predicted model, not a curated record.
CAACUGCAAGUUGUCUUCUGAUCUCCAUGCUUAUUACACAUCUGCAAUGUAUGUAUGUAGGUAACAUUUCACUUGUUGCCUUUCCAGUUUCAAGCACCAACUCACCAACAAAGAUUUUACCGAAAACCUUAGGGCCAAUAAAUGUGCAUGUUGGACCCCAAAUGAUUAUAAGCACACCACAGAGAAUUGCCAAUUCAGGAAGCGUUCUGAUUGGGAGUCCAUAUACCCCUGCACCCGCAAUGGUCACUCAGACUCACAUAGCUGAGGCUGCUGGCUGGGCUCCCAGUAAACGAAGCAAAAAAGGAGAUAAAAAUGGGAAAGGCUUGAGACAUUUUUCAAUGAAGGUGUGUGAGAAAGUUCAGCGGAAAGGCACAACGUCACACAAUGAGGUAGCUGAUGAGCUGGUAUCUGAGUUUACCAACUCAAGUAAGCAUCUGGCAGCUGAUUUGGCUUAUGAUCAGAAGAACAUUAGAAGAAGAGUUUAUGAUGCUUUAAAUGUGCUAAUGGCGAUGAACAUAAUUUCAAAGGAAAAAAAAGAAAUCAAGUGGAUUGGCCUGCCUACCAAUUCUGCUCAGGAAUGCCAGAACUUGGAAAUAGAGAAGCAGAGGCGGAUAGAACUGAUAAAACAGAAACGGGCCCAGCUACAAGAACUUCUCCUUCAGCAAAUUGCUUUUAAAAGCCUGGUACAGAGAAAUCGACAAAAUGAACAACAAAACCAGGGCCCUCCAGCUGUGAACUCCACCAUUCAGCUGCCAUUUAUAAUCAUUAAUACAAGCAGGAAAACAGUCAUAGACUGCAGCAUCUCCAGUGACAAAUUUGAAUACCUUUUUAAUUUUGAUAACACCUUUGAGAUCCAUGAUGACAUAGAGGUACUGAAGCGGAUGGGAAUGUCCUUUGGUCUGGAGUCAGGCAAAUGCUCUUUGGAGGAUUUGAAAAUCGCAAAAUCCCUGGUUCCAAAAGCUUUAGAAGGCUAUAUUACAGAUAUCUCCACAGGACCUUCUUGGUUAAAUCAGGGACUACUUUUGAUCCCUACCCAAUCAGUUUCAAAUUUAGACCCAACCACCGAUGCCACUGUACCCCAAUCAAGUGUAAACCAAGGGUUGUGCUUGGAUGCUGAAGUGGCUUUAGCAUCUGGGCAGCUCCCUGCCCCAAACCGUCACCAGUCCAGCAGUGCAGCCUCUCACUUCUGCGGCGAGACCCCCUGUUCAUUCAACGACGAAGAUGAGGAAGAUGAAGAGGAGGUUCCCUCCUCCCCAGAAUAAAGACAGGAGAGAACUCAUGUUUUAAUAUUUGAUGCUCAUGUGUGUCUUUAGUGUGAGUUCUUGUGUUUUGAAAUGAUUGCUUCAGUCUUUGCCUUUGUUUGCAUUUGUGUUUAGUGAAAACUAGAGAAACACAAUAAGCAAAUCACAUGAAGGCUGAGAUGAUUGACUUGAA